Molecule: messenger RNA, 948 nt
Organism: Triticum aestivum (bread wheat)
Lineage: Eukaryota; Viridiplantae; Streptophyta; Magnoliopsida; Poales; Poaceae
Product: B-box zinc finger protein 32-like
Exons: 1
Coding region: 68-787 (239 amino acids)
Molecular function (GO): zinc ion binding
Source: RefSeq, a predicted model, not a curated record
CCUCCCCCUCCUCCUACGUCGUUUCCCUUGGUACGUGUGGUAGAACGCUCGAACCGAGAGCUCGAUCAUGUGGUGCGAGCUAGCUAGCAUGUGUGCCGGCGACGGCACCAGGGAGCGCUGCGCAUGCGCGCUGUGUGGAGCGGCGGCGGACGUGCACUGCGAGGCCGACGCGGCGCUCCUCUGCGCGCCCUGCGACGCCCAGGUGCACGGCGUCAACUUCCUCGCGUCCCGCCACCGCCGCACGCGCGUUUGGCGGCCUAUGGGCGUGGACGUCCUGUCCAGGACUGCUACGACAUCGCGCUCCUGCGUGUCCACGGCCGACUCCGCGACGACGGCGGCGCUGCGCGGCAGGGGGACGACGCCGCCGGCCAGGAGGCGCGGCGCGCGGGGCGAGGCGGUGCUCGAGGGCUGGGCCAGGCGGAUGGGCCUCGAGGCGGGGGCGGCGCACCGGCGUGCCGCGGCGGCUAGCCGCGCGAUCCGGGUCCAGGUCGCCGCGGCGGCGCCACGGGUGCCGCUGCGCGUUGCGAUGGCUGCGGCGCUCUGGUCCGAGGUGGCAGCUCACGGCGUCCACGAGCCCGGCGAAGCGCUCCGGCGCCUGGAGGCCUGCGCGCACGUGCCGAUGAGGCUCCUCGUGGAGGUGGCAGCGGUGUCGACGAUGGGGGACGCGCGCGCGAAGAAGAGGACGGCCGCAGUGGACGCCGACGAGGACAGCUGGGGCGAGUGCUCGAUCGUGAGCCUGGACAAGACACCGUCUUCUCCAAGACACGAGCUUCUCUUGUUCGUUUAGUACACUAGUAGUAAGUUAUACUGUAGCUCAGAUGGUCAAAUUACAACCAAAGAUAAUACAUAACGUUGUUGUGUACUCAUUCUAUCCAAAAAAGAUUGUCCCUCAAUUGUUGUGCUAGAUACAUCCAUUUAAGAGACAAGCUUGAAACAAGUUUUUUUUUG